This is a messenger RNA of Staurois parvus, 405 nucleotides long. The record is from the annotation of a GenBank genome assembly. Lineage: Eukaryota; Metazoa; Chordata; Amphibia; Anura; Ranidae.
UAAUGAUCAUUGUGGCCCCAGAAAAGCCACCUGUCAGUGUCCGUCAGUGCCAGCUGCCAGUGCUGAACAGUGCCAUGUGCCAGUGCCACAUCAAUGCCACAUCAAUGCCACAUAUCAGUGCAUACCAGUGCACAUCAAUGCCACAUAUCAGUGCCCAUCUGAGCUGCCUUUCAGUGUCACCCAUCAGUGCCAGUCAGUGCCACCUAACAGUGCCAGUCAGUGCCACCUAUCAGUGCCACCUAUCAGUGCCAUAUAUCAGUGCUGCCUUUCAGUGCCAAUCAGUGAUGCCUGUCGAUGCCCAUCAGUGCCACCUACCAGUGCCUCCUCAUCAGUGCCACUUAUCAGUGUCCAUCAGUGCAGCCUAUCAGUGCCCAUCACUGCAGCCUCAUUAGUGCAUCAGUGAAG